Anthonomus grandis grandis is the source of this 958-nucleotide messenger RNA. Its product is annotated as COMM domain-containing protein 4. The record is from RefSeq and is a predicted model, not a curated record. The transcript has a single exon. The coding region runs from base 263 to 823 and encodes 186 amino acids. NCBI's taxonomy places the organism in Eukaryota, Metazoa, Arthropoda, Insecta, Coleoptera, Curculionidae.
UUUUAUGGGAGAUUCCUACCGAAUAAAUAUUAACCUAUGAUCAAUAUUGUUGUUGUUUAUGAGUUUAUAUUUAUAUGAAACUAAAAUUAAGCAUUAAACGAUAAUACCAUAAAUCCGGCCAUUAACAGAAGUUCUGGUGAGAUAUUAUUAACUUCAUUGUUAAAAUUAUAAUUUCAAACUAAUUGAGAUUGUAAUAUAUAAAAAAUCCUAAAAGCCUUAAUCUAACCUCAAAAACCUCUUCUAUUAUUUUGGCUUUAUAACUAUGAAAUUCCGAUUUAACGGAGAUGCAGAUUGCCCUGACUGGAUCUUAGCGGAAAUCUACACACUAUCAAGGCUGUCUUCUGUUAAACUGAAAUCACUGGCACAACUGGUCAUCCAGGGAAUCCUUACUCCCCCAAUACAAAUAGAAAAGGUGGAAAAACUCUUCACUGAAUCCAAACUAGAUGUGGAGCUAGACCUAAAAUCAUCAAUAGCAUGCCUAAAUUACAUUUUAUCAGCCUCAGUGCGGUACGGUUGUAACAGCAGUGCUUUACAGUCUGAGCUUCAGCAGCUCGGCUUGCCAAGGGAGCAUAGUAAUUCUAUAAAGAGAGUUUACGAUGAGCAUAGUGCUACAUUGGCAGAGAACUUUAAAAUGCAGUCAUUAAAAGUGAAUAAUUUAGAGAGUAUUUCAGUGGAAACUGAUCCAGAAGUUGGUUGUGUGCUGACUUUAGGAAUAAAUGGUGAGAAAGUAACAGCAACUUUGCCAGAAAGUACUCUGGAUGGUCUUUUAGCUGAUUUGAAGCAUGUUAGAGGGAUUAUGGCAGAGUUAAAGGCAUCUGGAUAGGAGAGUCUUGGUAUAAGUUAUAUUGUUGAUUAAAUAUUUUAUUUUUAUUUAUUCACCUACUCAAUACAAUUAGAAUUUUUACAAAAUUGAUAGUGAAACUAUGAGCCAAUUCUUUAUUAAAUGUGAUAUGUAUAA